GAAACAAGAGUCUCGAGGGGCCAUUGUUCCGCGCGAUGAUCAGGGCCUGCCUACUAGCCGGAAGAGUAUACAUCGCAAUAGCUAUUGAUACAGGAGCUAUUGCUGGAUUAGCUCUCUGGUUUCCUCCAGGGAAAGUUCUUUGGAAAACUGAUGCGCAGAAAAAUCUUGGCUUUAACCAAUUAUUGGAGUCUCUGUCACCCAAGACCAGAGAGUAGUGGACUACCACUUAUGGUUCUGGUCUGGCUCCUUUUAUCAAAACGGCGCUGUCUCCUCACGUGCGUCCAAUCCUUUCAUCCAAAUUUUUCUUUAAAUUAUUUUCAGACUGCUGAGAGCUCCUGGUACCUGAAUUGUCUUUGCGUUGAUCCAAAGUAUCAACACCAAGGAAUCGCUACAAACCUGAUCAAAACGGUGGAACAGGAGGUGAUGUCGACGUCCAUCCUUGCACUCUGCACAGAUACCGAUUUCAACGUUGCAGUAUACAAGGCGCUCCACUUUCAAUACAAGGGAGAAGCGACUCUACCAACUGCAGAAGAUGACUAUAUCAAUAUGCAUUGUUUCACUAAGCCUGGCGCAAGGGUGUAGGAGUCGCGUUCAACUGUAUUGACAGGCAUGUCACGUCGGCGGCAGUUCGUGCCUGAAUCAUCAGAGCGCAUGUUGGGCCAUUGUUGGCGGUCUUAUACUUACAGGCAAAUGUCAGCGUCCUUGAAAUUCAACGUCUAUAUCAAUCUUUCCUAACCAUAGAAAGAA
Suillus discolor is the source of this 747-nucleotide messenger RNA. RefSeq lists its product as uncharacterized. The transcript has 5 exons. NCBI's taxonomy places the organism in Eukaryota, Fungi, Basidiomycota, Agaricomycetes, Boletales, Suillaceae. Bases 151 to 582 code for a protein of 143 amino acids. The record is from RefSeq and is a predicted model, not a curated record. Gene Ontology annotation, molecular function: acyltransferase activity, transferring groups other than amino-acyl groups.